CACGCGCCGCUGGGCUGCGCACGAGGCUCUCGCUGACCUUGGUGCUGAAACCUGUACUUUCCUUAGGCAGCACCCGAACUGUCACGCUCCACCGGAGGCAAAACUGAUAACGAACAGGAACUCCUACGUUUUAUUCAAUCACGCACUCGUACUCUGUCGAUUUAGUUUUUCAUCUGUUAUUUGAAUUCUUUUUUUUCCUAACUUAAAUGUUCUCCUUUGGUUUGAAGUGAACAUCACAUUUUGACUAGCACCGAGAUGGCACUGGAUACGCUUAUAGUACGUAAAAAGAAUGAGUUUAUCAUUCUGAACAGAAAGGACCAAACCACUUCUGAUUUGUCUCAGUUGUAGGCGGUUUUUUUUUUUUUUCGUUCAGCGCACACCGUCUAUUGCUGAGUACCGUCGUCGUUUUUCCUUAUCUGUCUGACUUAAUCAUAGAUCCACUGGGUGUCUGUCCGGCAUGUUCGACCAGUUCGCUUCGUGACAUGAUACUUUAACACUAACGAAAAUAUCCGAGGGAUUAUCAAGUUUGGACAUGGAUACUCCGAGGGAGCCCGGUUUUAACCCCAGCAAACAGGGUCUCAAGCAACUAGCAGGGAAGACACUGGGUCAUGUGUACAAGGUGUUGGAGAAGCGACAGAAAACUGGAGAAAACAUCGAAUUAACUGAAGAUGGACGACCUAGUCAAGGCACAGAGAGGAAAACACCUCUGUGCGACUGCACGUGUUUCGGGCUCCCACGCCGCUACAUCAUUGCCAUCAUGAGCGGCCUUGGUUUCUGCAUCUCCUUCGGUAUUCGGUGCAAUUUGGGCGUGGCCAUUGUGAGCAUGGUUAACAACAGCACAAUUCACCAGAACGGGAAAAUCAUAAUCAAAGAGAAAGCAAAAUUUAACUGGGAUCCGGAAACCGUGGGGAUGAUCCACGGAUCAUUUUUCUGGGGUUAUAUUGUUACACAAAUCCCCGGAGGAUAUAUAUCCUCCCGACUAGCUGCUAACAGAGUUUUUGGGGCGGCCAUCGUUCUUACCUCGACCCUCAACAUGUUCAUUCCUUCAGCUGCUCGUGUCCAUUAUGGCUGCGUCAUUUUCGUAAGGAUAUUACAAGGGCUCGUGGAGGGCGUGACCUACCCAGCGUGUCAUGGUAUCUGGAGUAAAUGGGCCCCGCCCUUGGAGAGGAGUCGUUUGGCCACCACGUCAUUUUGUGGCUCCUACGCUGGGGCUGUCAUUGCUAUGCCUCUGGCUGGUAUCCUGGUGCAGUACACUGGCUGGUCUUCUGUGUUCUAUGUCUAUGGGAGCUUCGGCAUUGUUUGGUACAUGUUCUGGAUCCUGGUGUCCUACGAGAGCCCCGCGGAACACCCCACCAUCUCGGAUGAGGAGCGCUGCUAUAUUGAAGAGAGCAUUGGCGAGAGUGCCAAGCUUCUAGGCCCUGCAGAGAAAUUCAAGACGCCCUGGAGGAAGUUUUUCACCUCCAUGCCCGUCUAUGCAAUCAUCGUGGCCAACUUCUGCAGGAGCUGGACCUUCUACCUCCUCCUCAUCAGCCAGCCAGCGUACUUUGAGGAGGUGUUUGGCUUCGAGAUAAGCAAGGUUGGUAUGCUGUCAGCUCUUCCUCAUUUGGUGAUGACCAUCAUCGUGCCCAUUGGAGGGCAGAUAGCAGAUUUCCUGCGCAGUAAGAACCUCAUGUCGACCACCAAUGUCAGGAAGAUUAUGAAUUGUGGAGGCUUCGGUAUGGAGGCUACCCUGCUGCUAAUAGUGGGAUACUCUCACAGUAAAGGAAUGGCCAUCUCAUUCCUGGUGCUAGCUGUGGGCUUCAGUGGCUUUGCAAUAUCAGGCUUCAACGUGAACCACUUGGACAUUGCGCCUCGUUAUGCCAGUAUUCUCAUGGGCAUCUCAAAUGGAGUAGGAACCUUAUCGGGCAUGGUGUGCCCUUUGAUUGUGGGUGCUAUGACCAAAAAUAAGACCAGGGAGGAGUGGCAGUACGUGUUCCUCAUUGCCUCCCUGGUACACUAUGGCGGCGUCAUCUUCUACGGUAUCUUCGCCUCUGGUGAGAAGCAACCAUGGGCCGAUCCUGAGCAGACCAGCGAUGAGAAGUGUGGCUUCAUCGACGAGGACGAGCUGGCUGAGGAAACGGGCGACAUCAUGCAGAGCUACAGCGCUCUGGGAGGCCCGGCCAAGACGUACGGUGCCACCACACAGAUGAAUGGAGGCUGGCCUGAGGGUUGGGAAAAAAGGGAGGAGUAUGUACAGGAGGGGGCAGAGGAGGGUGGAUACCGGUACAGGCAGGGUGGAGAUUACUCCUAGACCAUGCCCACACCCCAUCCACACACACACGCAUACACACAUCAACACUGUAGACUUUUGUAGUGGUUGUGAGUUCUAAUAACAGUGCAAAAAUUAUUCAAAAAGAUGUUUAAAAAAACAUGGUGUAUGUUUGCACAAUUAAAAAAUCCAAAAUUCAAGAUAUAUUAAGUUAAAAUAGAUUAUAAUAUAGAGAAUACCUAAAACUACAGAGAAAUGUAAUACAUAUCAAAUUGGCAAAUUAUAAAUGUAAAUUAUCUAUAUAAAGAAAAGAGAAGAUAAAAAACAGUGAAUUUAUUUAAUGUGCAAUCAUCAUGUGGUAUGUUGUGCAACUGAUAAUUUCUCCUCAUAAUUUUAUAGGCUUAGUUUAAUCACCACACCUAACAAAGGCACAAAUAAAUCCAUACAGCGUCAAACCAGCCAUAGAGGACCCUGUAACCUGAACUACUGUUUUAUUUUCCAUUUCCUUUCCAAUUGCACUGCGACAGUUGUACUGUGUCAUAUCACAUUUUGUGGCUCUGUUUCUAAUCCAUGAUGUGUACCUCAUUCAUGUUAGAUGUAAUGUUUCUGUGAGACUUUGGGGAUUUGGGUCCUUGACACCAUAUUUUGAGCUCAAGUGAUACUUCAGCAAAAAACAACAACAACAACAACAACACACAAACGAACAAAAAACAACCGUAACAGUGUCAUAGUAGCUGUUUUGAAGUCAAUGAUUAUGUUAUUAGAAGGCUAAGAAAACUGAUGGCUUGAAAAGUAGAGUUUAGCAACCUCCAGAGCUCAGUAUAAAUAGUGUGAUAAUAAGGGUGAUGAAUAAAGAGAAAAAGGACUAAAGGUUUCUGAGCAGCACAGUUUAAGGUUGUGCCCCAUCACUGUCCCAUCAUGGGCAUUGGUUAGAGAGCUUGGCAGUUAGUGCCCUUGACCAAACACUCUUCUCUUCUGCUCCGGCAAUGAAUGAGCAAGAGCAUUGUGUUAUGGAGGAAGCAUGUGUUAGCUCUCACUGUCCUGGACUGGCAGCUAUCAUGAGACAGGGCAGAAUCUGAGAGUGGGAAGGAAUUGGAAAGGAUGAACAUUGGCUAAAAAAAAAACCAACAACAAUAAUAAAGCACAGUGUCAAGAAGAUCCAAUUCCUUAGUUCCUUCUGUUUUUGGAAGCCUCGAUUUAACACCAUGGUGUACGCGAAUGAUAGUUAUGCAUGGAUCAGAAUGUUGUUUUUGAAUAGAGUUGUUUUUAAAUUUCCCUUUCCGCUUGAAUCAUCAACGUGCCCAUUUUUGCACACUUAACCAAAGGCAAUGUGUAGAGUGGGCUUUUAGCAGGGCCAGGUGUUAGGGUUAGGGACAAGGUAAACACUGAGCUACCUGCUCCAAGGGCUCCUAUAGCCAUGGCAGGUCCUGACCAUAUUCAAUGUACAAAGCAAUAAAUCCAUGGUAAUACUUAGUCAACCCAUUCAAUACGAACAAAUAAAAAAAAAAUGGAUGUAAUACACUAGCACAUUUAACUGUAGUACAUUUUGGUUCAAGUUGUGUUUUUGUGAUGACAAUUAAAAAAUGAAAGUUCAAAUAUAAACUUCUUGUUAAAAUAUGUAUAAAAAUAUAUAUAUAUAUAAAUAUAUAUAUGAAUAGAUUUAGCAAGAGUCCAGUGCAAAUCUCUUUGACACAAAGAGUGUUUGUCCUGGGCCUACUCACCAGAAGAGAAUGAUUUUUAAGUGCCACCUGCGAUUAGUUCCCAAGUGAAACUUUCACCAUGGAUCUUGAUUCGAGGGUGGACACACCUCUGUAGUUGUCCUGUAUGGUUGCCAGUGGUUGCUUUUUUGAGAGUAUGUUGUUGUCAGGUAUGUUUUUUGUUCUCUAUGUCCCUCCUUAUUUGACCUUCCUCUUGUUUCUGGUCUGUGUACUAUCAGUGGCUUGAGACCUGCCUAACUCCCAGUCCCUCCCCCUUCCUUCUGCAUUCUCUCGCACUCCCUCUGAUGUUGCAAUAUUCAGUGACGCGACAGGUUGCUUGCAAAGGUAAACAGCACAAAAAUGAUGGUUUUUAGUAAGGUACCAUAUUCCUGUUUGUGCCUCGGGGUAAAAUUGAAGUGUGAUGAUUCGCUGGCUUCUUUUCUGUGUUACCUGUAAAUGGAGAAGUUUGUUGAUGUCAAAAUGAAAUGCUCUAUAUAUCAUUUUUUAUAUAAAAAGGUUGAUAAAAUUUUA
Messenger RNA from Electrophorus electricus (electric eel), 4476 nucleotides. It is a transcript of the gene slc17a6b, whose product is annotated as solute carrier family 17 member 6b. Gene Ontology annotation, biological process: neurotransmitter loading into synaptic vesicle; transmembrane transport; regulation of synapse structure or activity. Gene Ontology annotation, molecular function: neurotransmitter transmembrane transporter activity; L-glutamate transmembrane transporter activity. Lineage: Eukaryota; Metazoa; Chordata; Actinopteri; Gymnotiformes; Gymnotidae. Gene Ontology annotation, cellular component: excitatory synapse; synaptic vesicle membrane. The record is from RefSeq and is a predicted model, not a curated record.